Vitis riparia (riverbank grape) is the source of this 1069-nucleotide messenger RNA. RefSeq names its product auxin-responsive protein SAUR36-like. Lineage: Eukaryota; Viridiplantae; Streptophyta; Magnoliopsida; Vitales; Vitaceae. Gene Ontology annotation, biological process: response to auxin. The record is from RefSeq and is a predicted model, not a curated record.
UUGUUUCAACUCUCACAAUAUUCUCCUCUUCCACCGCCACCGCCGCGAUAGCCGCAACCUACGCCACCUCCACUGCCAACGUUAAGUGUUGACGGAGAGAAAGGGUUUAAGACAAAAAGGUGUGGCUUACUUUAUUUAUUACAUCUUCAUGAGAUACUUCUUCUGCGAACCUAGUGAUCAGCAACAUGUCCAACAUCCCACCUCUCUCUCUGAAGUCUGUCUCACUCUCUUCCGUCUCACCAUGUCUGUUGCAGAUCCAUGGCCUUUCUCCUGAGCCAAAUACCUUUUCAUUUCUUUUGAAAAUUCUGGUAAUUUAUAGUUUCUGAACUUUUCUCUCGCACCAAAGACUUACACCAUGAGAAAGAUCAGGGGCUUCAAACUAGGAAAACGGGUCGUCAAGUUCUGCGGAUGGUUUUUCCGGCGAAGCCGAAACCCAUCUGGGUACCACCGUCUCGGGCAAUCGACCGGCAAGACCAAGACCAUUUCUCGCCUCUGCAACUGGGGUCAACGUCUCAAACCAAAGCCAAGAGGAUAUGUUCGUUGAACCCGGCCGGCUUGUUUCUCCGGUUACCUUCCGGUGGGUAAGGAGAUGCCAGCGGCGACGGUUCCGAAAGGUCAUCUGGCGGUGUACGUGGGUCAAAAAGACGGCGACUUCCAGCGAGUCCUUGUGCCGGUGAUAUACUUCAACCACCCAUUGUUUGGUGAGUUGCUGAGAGAAUCCGAGGAGGAGUAUGGGUUUCAGCACCCAGGUGGCAUCACCAUACCUUGCCGGAUAUCGGAGUUCGAGAGCGUGCAGACGAGGAUCGCCGCCUGUCAGGGCUGCCGAAAAAUGACGUGGAGGCGGCACUACUCAGCUGGUUGCCAUUAUUGACGAUGAUGAUGAUGAUGAUAAACUUAUUAUUAAGAUAUUGAUUCGCUAGUAAUCUUGUUUUAGCCUUUUUUUCUUGAUAUUUAUUUUAUUUUCAUUUUCUCUUUUUAAUACAUGAUGUAACACUAGUUGUGAGUAUAUGUAAAGAUUUUUUCUUGAACCCUCGCCGUUAAUAAAUUGAUUAGCGAUAAGAUUAGAAUC